Messenger RNA from Medicago truncatula (barrel medic), 1074 nucleotides. RefSeq lists its product as uncharacterized. The transcript has 2 exons. Gene Ontology annotation, molecular function: nucleic acid binding; RNA-DNA hybrid ribonuclease activity. The record is from RefSeq and is a predicted model, not a curated record. Bases 155 to 1072 code for a protein of 305 amino acids. NCBI's taxonomy places the organism in Eukaryota, Viridiplantae, Streptophyta, Magnoliopsida, Fabales, Fabaceae.
AUUGCAGGAAAAACACUGUCAUUACUCGGUUCGUAGUGCUUAUCGGUUAUGUGUGAACGAACUCAUUGACGUGUCACAUCUUCGCAGGUCGGGCAAUUGGUCUGGAAUUUGGAGACUCAAAGUUCCACCAAAAGUGAAGAACUUGGUUUGGCAUAUGUGUCGAGGUUUUUCGCCCACCCGGAUUAGACUACAUGAUAAAGGGGUUCAUUGUCCAACUGACUGUGUAAAUUGCAAUUUUGGUCAGGAAGAUUUUGCUCAUCUGUUCUUUUCAUGUCCCUUUGCGAUUCAAGCAAAACAUAUGGUUAUGCUAUUUUGGAGUUUAUGGAAACGCCCUAAUAUAAUGGUUUGGGAGGAUGUUACGGAGUCAUGUGCAGAUGCGAUUGAAAGAGUUAAAGUUAUGCUAGAUGAUUGGGAGUUCGCUAACAGUUUGCGAACAGAUAUGCAGCUCGCAACUCAGCCUGCACCACACGGUCUGCAGCAACAGGCUGCUGCUGUGAACAGAUUAGCUGUUGUUCUUGCGGCAUCUGCUACUGCUGAACCGCAACAGAUCAAAUGGCAGCCCCCUGCGAGUGGUCGUUUGAAAUGUAACAGUGACGCGGCUUUUUCUAUACCCCAUAACUGCAUCGGUGUUGGCAUUUUCUUGCGAGAUGACGAAGGAACUUUUGUCCUUGCCACAACUGUGAACUUUGAAGGUGUGUACUCUGUUGAGGUGGGAGAAGCUUUAGGUUUGUUCCAUGCUAUUCAAUGGUUGAGUGAUAUGCAAAUGGACAACAUUGAUUUUGAAGUAGAUUCAAAAAUCACGAAAGAUGCUUUUAUUGCUAGACGAGAUAAUAUAUCUGAAUUUGGGCACAUUGUUGAAGCGUCUCGUUCUAUGUUUCAUUCCAAAUUUUCUAACUCUCGGGUGGAGUUUGUUAGGCGACAAGCCAAUGUGGUAGCUCAUAUUCUCGCUAGAGAGACCACAUUAAUAGCUAGUGCCGUAGUUUAUUAUGCUAUACCCAACUGUAUUGAAUCUUCGAUUAUAAAUGAAAGACUUAAAUAUGCAAACCGUCCCUGUAAUUUGAGCGCAUUUUGAUU